CUAAAAGUGUCAUCCGAACCCAAAUAGUAAAUUUUGGGUGUGAAAUCCGGCCACCCAUUUUUGUUGAGAAAUUGUUCAAUCUCAACCUCGUUUAAGGUAUAAAUAUUGCUUCUAUUCUUAUUGUAUUAUGUAUAUUGUUUUAUUUUUUAUUUUUGUAAAUUAUUAUUUGAGUUUUUUUAUUUUAUUAGUAAUAUUAUUGUGUUUUAUGUGUAUAGUGUCGGGAUUUUUUACGGUGGUCGUCGGAUUGCGGUUAUUAGGUAAUAAUUUAUACCACAAUGUAUAGUAUAUAUAUGUAUUUGUAUAUUUUAUUGAAUAUUUGUAUAUAAUGUGUGUAUAUAUUGUGUGUGUGUAUAUAGUGUGUGUAUAUUUUUUAUGAAAAUAAAUUUUGUAAUUGUAUUUUAUAUAUUUUUUGCAAUAUAUAUUUAUUGUGAAUAAAAUGACAUUGGAGGGAUUUCAUUAGUUUAGAAAUAAAAAUUUUAAAAUUGAAUUAGUGUGUGAUAUAAUUUUAUUUUUUUGAGAUAAUAGUGUGAGAUAUAAUUGAUUAUAUAUAUGUAUGUAUAAUUUAGUAACUAAGUAACUUGUUACAAUUUUUUAUAACUAGUUAUAAGUUAUGAAAUAAUUAAUUUUGUAAUUUCGUUGUAUUUCUUUAUAUUAUAGGGGUUCGGCAUAAUUUUGUGUGUAGCGUAUUUGGGCUUGCAAUUAUAGGUAUAUACUUUUACUAACUUUUUCUUAAUAUAUAAUUAAUUAUCAAUGCAUGUUAGUUGAGUUUGAAUAUCUUAAAUAUUCAUCCGUAGUGAAGUAGGUUCUGCGAAUACAUGUACUGCGGUCGGAUGGGUGGAUUAAUUUUGUAUUGUUUAUCUGUUUUGUUUGUUAUUUUAGGCACUUGUAAAAUUUUUGGGAACGUCCAAUUACAGCCGUUAUGCUGCCGAAAUUUCGGUAGAAUUAGGAUAAAUCUUACUAAAACCAUUCAUAAUAUAGUUAAUUAUAACAUAGUAAUAAGAAGUUAGGUCACAUAAAAAAAUAAUAAUAUUCACAUUUAUGUAAACUUUUUAAUUUUACCAACAUUCUAAUCAACUAAACAACCUAAUAACAUGAACUAAUGUAAAACGAAAAUUUGAGUAAUUUUUAGAUUAAUAUGAAUAAAUUGUGUGAGAAACUUAGUUAGUUACAUUGUGUAAUUAGUAACUAGAUAUAAUUAGUUACUAAAUAAAUUAACAAAAUAAACAUAUAAAAUCCUUCUUUUUUUAUUUUUUUUUUCUUUCAUUUGAGAGGUUCAAUGUGGAUUUUUAUUUUUCAAAGAAAAUAAAGAGCAAAAGUUAAUUAAAAGGGGAAAAUAUUAGUUAAUACCUUUAUUGCUUUACCAAAAAAAUUUCCCCUCAAUUUUAUUUAUUAAAAAUAUUUAACAUUUUAAUAACAUUCUAAUCAACAAAACAACCUAAUAAUAUGAACUAAUCUAAAACGAGAAUUUGGGUAAUUUAUAAAUUAAUAUGAAUAAAUUGUGAGAAACUUAGUUAGUUACAUUGUGUAAUUAGUAACUAGCUAUAAGUAGUUACUAAAUACUGAAUUUUUUUGGAUAGGAUUUUUGUUAUGGAUAAAUCAUGGAUGCGUGAGGAGAGAGACACACUGCGAUUUCAAGUAGGGUUCGAUGCAUUUUUAGAGUUUGCCUUAAAGAAUUCUACAAAUCACGAUCGUAUUCAUUGUCCGUGUGUAGAUUGUUGUAAUGUAUCUAAAGGGAAUAUUACAAUGAUUAAGGACCAUGUGUAUUUACGAGGUGCACGGGAAGAUGACUUGUUCACGGAAGAGAAGAUGGCGUUGAUCCCUAAUUCGCUAAAAUGGAUGAUUCAUGAAUUCCUAAGGCUCAAAGAUAAACGUGAUAUAAUCACAAUUUCUGUCCCCCGAGGAUUCAUUGCACCGCGUACCCAGAUCACGUUAUCUGGAGAGGAUUUGCAGCAGGUUGCUACGUGUAACUACAUCGGCAACCAGGGAAUGCUGUUUGGAAUGAUGCACAUAUGGGAGAGCAUCAACGGUCUGAGAAAAUUUUUCAAGUUUUACGACCCAGAGCUUCUCACAGUGCAUGGGAUCAACGAUGAAGAACAGAGUCAGUCUUUUGACGAUGCGGCAAGACGAUUGGCUAAUUGGUUAUCAUUAAUGAACAACAACCACCAAAUGUUCUUUAUUCCUUGGAAUAUCGGGAUGCAUUGGACGCUAGUGGUGGUUGCGCCAAGGAAAAUUAUCCAUUUAAACCCUGUAAAAGGCCGCCCAAUUCCCGAAGAAAUAGAACAAAUGAUCGGAAGGUAAUAAUUUAAUAACUUCUUAUGUAACGAAUUUAAAUUAACUAACGAAUUGAAAUGCUAAUAUAAUUUUCCCAAACAGGGCAUUCAUGUAUAUAGGGGACGCACAUCAGUAUCUUGGCUCGUGGCAAGGAAUUUCACAAGCAAACUGUCCAAGACAACCUAAAAGCCAAGAAUGCGGUUUUUAUGUUUUGAAAUAUAUCACUGACAUCGUCGCACGUGCCAACCCCAACCGUUACAUACAAGAUCAAAAAGCUGUAAGUUUUAAUUAUUGAUUAUAGUAUAUAAAUUUUAUAAUAACAAAUAUAUAAUAUACAUAUACAUAAACUAAUAUAAAUUUUUAAUUUUUUUAACAGUUUGGGGGUAAGAAGCAAUACGAUCCAAAAACAGAAUUGUUACCACUACAGCGAAAGUGGAUCGAACAAUUGAUGGCGGUAAUUCACGGUGACGAUUGAGGUUCAAAGGUCGAAGAAUUUUUCUUCAUUAUGUAAUUUUUAUAGAUUAACUUGUAGUUAGAUUUAUUAACUUAUUAAUAUUUUUAACUAAUUUUACAUGUUUGUGUAAUAUUUAAUUACUUUUAUGAAAUCAAAUUAUGUUUUUACCCAAA
Messenger RNA from Cannabis sativa, 2898 nucleotides. RefSeq lists its product as uncharacterized. The coding region runs from base 1588 to 2298 and encodes 236 amino acids. The record is from RefSeq and is a predicted model, not a curated record. The transcript has 3 exons. NCBI's taxonomy places the organism in Eukaryota, Viridiplantae, Streptophyta, Magnoliopsida, Rosales, Cannabaceae.